AUGGACGCCUCCUCCCUCCGCAUCUCCAAGUUCGAUGGAACUAACUUCCACGCCUGGAAGUUCAAGAUGCAGAUGGUGCUGGAGGAACGGGACCUAUGGGAGGUCGUCAGCGGUGAGAUCAAGGCGGAACAGUGCGAGACUCAGUUGGACCAAGCGACGUACAAGAGGAAGUCAAGAAAGGCGAUGGCAGUGAUCUGUCUAGCCAUGGAAGAUUCCCAGCUACCGUUGGUCCGGUCGGCAAGUGGUGCAUGCGACGCAUGGUCAAGGUUGGAAGACCACUUCGAGAAGAAGAGUCUUGCCAACAAGCUGUUCUUGCGCCGUCGCUUCUUCACGACAAUGAUGGAAGAAGGCGACGAUGUGCUCGAACACAUCAACAAGCUCAAGACGCUGGCGGAACAGCUAGAAGCGGUGGGGGCUCCAGUCUGCGAGGACGAUCUGGUGAUCACACUCCUCGGCAGCCUGAGUGACUCGUAUCAAUUCUUGAUCACAGCUUUGGAGUCGCGCUCAGACACUCUUAGCUGGGAGCUCGUGAUGUCUCGACUGCUUCAUGAAGAAAUGAAGCGGAAGGAGCAAGGAAGUAAAGGUGAUGAAGCUUCGCAAGGUCAAGCGUUCAUCACAAGGGACAAUCAGCGCAAAGGGCGACCAGUGAAGAAGUCCUGGCCAUGCCACAAUUGCGGAAAGAUUGGUCACUGGAUGGCGGAGUGCCCCUCGCGCAUCCAAGAAAACACGGAGAGACACCGGCCACAGCGUGCUCAAGACAGCGGCGACCGCUAUCGAUCACAACGUGCAAACGUCGCUCAAGAAGAAGACUCGGGCGACUACCUCUUUUCGAUCGGUGAAACGACAUCUGCGAAAUCGAGCGACAUCUGGCUGGUCGACUCCGGGGCGACGCAGCACAUGACGUGCUCCAAGAAGUUCAUGCGGAACUACAAGGGGUUUGACGCUGUGGAUGUCCAUCUCGCGGAUGAUGGAAUCGUCCAAGCAAUCGGCAGUGGGGACAUUGUCAUGUCGAUGAAGACACCCCAAGGGAUGAAGAAAGGUGUGCUCACAAACGUGUGGCACAUCCCAAAGUUAUCCAGAAACCUGUUCUCGGUCGGCCGCUUCACCAAGGAUGUCGGCCCAGUGACGUUCACGAAGGAUGGGUGCUAUGGAAAAGCGAAAGGGACCAAGUGGAAAAUUGGUGCCCGUGAAGGUAAAGGACUGUUCAAGCUGCAAAUGACUCCAGUGGCGCCGGAACAAGCAAAUGCAGCCAAGUCGUCGGGAUGCCAAGGGGGCACCAAGUCGUACCUCUGGCACCUUCGGCUUGGCCACAUAGGUCACGAUGGACUCAAUUGCAUCGUGACGAAGAACAUUGGAAUUGGCAUCGACAUAUCUUCGGUGAAGAAGUGGGACGUGUGUGAAGGUUGUGCUCUGGGAAAACAGACUCGAGUGCGCUUCCCAAUCAAACACUACAGCUCGCACCUCCAAACUCCUCGAAGUGAUUCACAGCGACGUAUGCGGACCGAUGUCGAUGGCAACUUUCAGUGGAAAACGGUACUUCGUGACAUUCAUUGA
Messenger RNA from Peronospora matthiolae, 1554 nucleotides. The record is from the annotation of a GenBank genome assembly. Lineage: Eukaryota; Oomycota; Peronosporomycetes; Peronosporales; Peronosporaceae.